Chlorella variabilis is the source of this 1941-nucleotide messenger RNA. RefSeq lists its product as hypothetical. NCBI's taxonomy places the organism in Eukaryota, Viridiplantae, Chlorophyta, Trebouxiophyceae, Chlorellales, Chlorellaceae. Gene Ontology annotation, molecular function: carbohydrate binding. The record is from RefSeq and is a predicted model, not a curated record. The transcript has 13 exons. Bases 1 to 1941 code for a protein of 646 amino acids.
AUGGGAGGCGGCCGAGGGCGCCGCCCCCGCCAGCGCCACCUGGCCCACCUGGUCCUGCUGGCAGGUCUGGUGGGCGCGGCCCCGCGGGCGGCUGCUGCUCCCUUUGACCCAGACUGGGCCCAAGAUGCAUACGCCGGAGCGCAGCCCGCCACCGGCCACCGCGCGGGGCAGGUGGCGGCGCGGGAGGCGGCCGUUGCGGCGCAGCUGCUGCAGGCCAUGGUGGCGGCCUCUGGCGGCGGCGACGGCGUCAUCGCCUCGGCGCCGCCACCCAACCUGGACGGCGUCGACGUGGGCAGCCUGGCCAGCCGCCUGGUGGCGGCGGCUGUGGCCGGCUUCCAGACCUCCGUCAUCUACGCACAGGCCAACAGGGGGCUGCGCCCGCAGCGCCUACUGGGGGGCGGCCGCACCCACUACUACCAGAUGCCGCAGGGCAGCCCGCGCGGCACCGUCGUGUCCUUCCCCGGAUGUGCCCGUGCCGCCAGGGGCCACUGGCCCUACGACCCAGUGUACUGCAAAGAGUGCUUCGGCCUGCCUGAGGAGCUGUCCCUGACCAAGCAGGCGCUGAAGCGCGGCUACGCCCUGCUGGCGCUGUCCCCGAAGGACCAGAAGCACCUGUGCUGGAGCUCCGGCACCGACAUCUCCGCCAACGAUCAGUCCCAGGCGAGGCCGCCCGCCAGCCUGGCGCAGUGCUGGGCAUCAUCGCAGACUUCCUGCUGGCGCGCAACCUGCAGGGCCUGCCGGUCUGUCACCUACGCCAAGCUGGACGUGAUCAAGCUGAGGGGCGUGGUAUCAGUGGUGUCCACUCCUUCUGUCAACACCUGGUCUGUGUUCCAGCGUGAUGGCCGCACUCUGCGCGUGCCCCCUGGGGUCUACCCCCCAACCCUGUUCGUCACAAUGGCGGAUGACCCUUGGGGAGUGAGCCAGGCCCCGGUGUGCGUCGACCUCCUGAGGCAAAACAACGUGCCCAGCAGCUAUGUCGUGUCCCCGGAGCGCAUCAUCCGGCCCUCCACGCUGUCGGACCGCAUCCCCGUCAUCACGCCGCAGCAGAGCGUGCUGAUCGUGCAGGCCCUGCAGCAGGUCGGGCUGCUGGACGCCGAGGGGUGGGUGGUGCAGGACCCCAAGGACUACAACAGGAAGGGGUCCAAGGUGUACGGCUGGACGCGCGCCGUGUACGAGCUGCUGCCGUGGAUGGCCAACUCCCACUCCCUCAACCUCAACCUGCGCACCUCGCUCAUCUUCCAGGAGCUGACCGCGGCCGACGCCCGACACGAGAGCAUGCACGAUUACGCCACCGCAUGCCUGGUGUGGCUGGAGUCUGGGGGCACGGCCAACCUCACCCACCUGGCCAGCAUCUACAAGAAGACGCGGCUGUCGCUGCUCAACAUGACUCGAAACUCUGUGCCGCCACCCGCCCCGGCAAAGCCCCGCCCCACCUCCCCAGCCCCAAAGAAGGUCAUCCCUGCUGCGCGAACGGUGGAGGCGUGGCAUGGCCGCACCAUCCGCCUGCAGUGCGCAGACGGCAGGGUGAUCAUCCACCUCUGGGGCAUUCGCUACGGCAACCCGUCCAAGGGGGUAGUGUCGGCUUUGUGCCUGCGCAAGGCCACCUGCAUCUUCACGGUCACCAAAGAGAAGUUUGGCAACCCCUGCCCAGCCGUGCCCAAGUCGCUGCGGCUGGGCUACCGCGCCAGGGAGGGGCGCCUGGCUGUGGCACGCUGCCCCGCCACCAACCAGGUCAUCACCUCCAUUGUGCGCCCCAUCUACGGCAGCAUCUCGCACAAGGCGGUUGCCACCAAGUGCCUCCGGCAUCACGAAUGCUCUGUGGCCGCCGUUGACCAGAAGUUUGGGAUUGACCGGUGCAAAGGGGUGCCCAAGACCCUGAGCUUCCAGUACAGCUGCGGGGCCGCCACAGCGGCGAAGCCUUCCAAGGCGCGUGGGCGGUGA